Solea solea (common sole) is the source of this 2353-nucleotide messenger RNA. RefSeq lists its product as uncharacterized. Bases 183 to 1433 code for a protein of 416 amino acids. The record is from RefSeq and is a predicted model, not a curated record. NCBI's taxonomy places the organism in Eukaryota, Metazoa, Chordata, Actinopteri, Pleuronectiformes, Soleidae. The transcript is spliced from 5 exons.
GCAUCAUCAUGAUGAAGUCGCAGCUCAGCUGCUCUGUCCUGUGCCUGUGGAUGUAAAUCCUCCUCCGUCAGUGACGGUGUAGUUGUUGUUUUUGUUGUUGUUGUUGAUGAUGAUGAUGAUGAGGAUGAUGAGAGGGGUCUCAGCUGAUUGAUCGGUGGAGGACUCGGUCAUCAGUUGUCAGCAUGGACGGACUGCAGGCGGAAAACAGCGGAGACACCGCGGAGGAAAAGUAUCGCGCUCUCGCCUGUGACACGGCUCUCAGCACUCUGCUGGCCGUGGUCGUGUACGUGCUGGUCAAAGUGAGUCUGGACGGCAUCAGACAGUGGCGGGCCAGGAUCUCGGUGCUCAUCGUGGGCUCGGGUCCCGUGGGUCUGACGGCGGCGCUGGUAGCUGUCCGCUCCGGGAAGGUGCUGAAACUGACCGUGCUGGAUGAGCGGUACCGGAGCGCGCUGCUCUGCCGGCCCCAGCAGAUCGCUCUGGAUCCACGCAGCGUGAAGUUCCUGCUGGGACUCGGCGUGGACUUUGACAACAUGGAGGGCUGCUGGCACAACGACCACUUCUUCACCAGGAUCGGCGUGUUUCAGGAAUAUCUGCUGAGCAUCCUGGAGCAGAAGCGACAGCAGGUGGACGUGAAGGUGCAGCUGGGAACAAAGUUCACUGAAGAAUAUCUGCGUCGCAUCCCCCGCAAGGAAUGGCCAAGUGUGAUCGUGGUGGCUGAUGGGUCGUGUGGUGACUCCUGCUCAGUGCUGGGCAUCAGCUCUGACUACACGGUGGAGUCCUGCCACGCCUAUGGAGCUAACGCAACUAUAGAGAGACUAGACCAGAGACAGGUUCCCACACCUGAGAUCCGAGCCCACAGUCUCUACUUUGACCUGUCCGCCUACGGUGUGGAGGCUUUCCGAGAGCAUCGAAACCCGACGUCCAAACCUGGCUUUCACUUGAAGAUCUACGGCACCUUCAGAAACCGCUACAUGGCCCUCGUCUGCCCGACCUCCGACACCAAGAUGGUUCGCUUCCUCAGGCACACAGCAAACUCCUCUAUCAUGAAGAACAUUUUCCACCAGUCCUUUAACGCCUAUAAGACGGACAUCGAGCCUCGCCUCAGCGACGUCACAUGCCACCACAUGCAGUGCAGCCGACGGCUCUUUGAGAUUCAGCUGUCGCACAGACGCAUCAGCGCUGCUUACAUCGAAGGGGACAACGUGGCGGUGACUGUGGAGGGAGAAGCAGCACGUGUCCUCAACUUUGACACAGGUUUUGGGGUGAAUCUAGGUAUGCGUGGUCUGGAAUCAAUGGGAUCUUUCAUUUACAGAACAGCCACUGCUGUGGACCAGAACGACAUUUUAGAGGCACUGUCGGCUAAGAUGCAGCACUCCAGACAUGUGGCUGAGGCCUUCAGGCAGACCGGCCUAGCUGAAUCUAUGUAUGAAUGAAAUAGAAGACCGUCCUGCUGAGUGCAUGGCGCCAGCGUGUGAAAAGUGUUGGUGGAUAAGCUGUGUUUACAAUAAAUCAUGAGUGUGCUGCUGAAAUGGACCGCUAACGGUUAUGAGCUGUAGGAGUAUAUGUUGUAAACAGAUGAAUAAUGGACACGAACAUGUGUCCAUAUGUCUCUGUGAGAUUCAGCAAGUAGAGCUACUCGAGAACUGCUCGUCUACUUCAAGACAAGACCAAGAUUAUAGGCGUCAAGACGGAGUCAAGACCUAGACCAGUGCACGAUGAGUCUAUAUCAAAAUCUUUGUCUCCCUUGUUCCUCUCAGAGGGUCUAAGGACAGAGGAUGUUUCUACAAGUAAAAUCACAAAGUCCACCGUGUUGUGGAUGUGAAUGUGUUACUAAGCAACUUGCCAAAUCGGAAUGAUAACAAACAUGAUUAAAUUAAAAUUCAGCAGUAUUAUUUGCUCUUAAACGCUGGGGUUUGCUCUAAAAUUGUGUAUGGAGGGGAGGAGCUCUGUGCGUCUCUAUUUAUCAGUGUUUGUACAGAAUGUUAAUGUAAACUAUUGCUCAACAAACAUGUAGAGAAGCAAUGUUUUCAUUGUUAUGGUCACAUUUUGUCGACAUACUGUACACAAACACAGUCAUGCUCACUGUCUCCCUCUUCCUCUAUCAGUGGUACUGCAGCCUCAAUGCUGGAGUCAGCUCUUCAUUUCCUCAUCUUUAGCAAUUUUAAAUAAAGUGGCACAGCUUUUCUGUGUAUGUUUGUAUCCAGGGAAGACUUCUCAUCUAUAGCAAACCAAAGGCAGUGAUGUAGGGACAGGUGCAGUGACUCAUGAGUGAGUUUUGUUUGUUUUUUUAAUUGUAACAGUGUUUGAGGAGGAGUUAUGUUAACUAUGGCUGUGGUGCGUCAUGGAGCUAUAU